GUCUAUUGAAUGUCUGAAGGGCAUAGAUGGUACUUUAUCGGAGAGAAAUUUGAUGUAGAACUCGCUAAUAAAAUUUGUAAACCAUGGAUUAUAAUCAAAAAUUCACAUCCGAUUUGGAUGACAUCAAUGUCGAUGAAUUAUUGAAAUUCUGCAGGUAUAUAAUUAAAGGUUCCAAAAUUUUUAACAUCGGAUAUAUCAUAUUUGUUUUUGUAUUAUAAGUUGCGGAAAAUUUGUAUCUAAAAUCAUAUUGCAAUAUACUAACUUACAUGGGCUUGGUAAUAAGUUUAUAUUACAAAUUUUAAUUUAAAGUUACCUCUCCUUGAAAAUCCUUUUAUUAAACAGACAAUGGGUCGGGAAUUAGUCUCAAUAUUUAAUUAAUUGAUGGAUUAAUUUCAGCACUAAGUAAUAUAGAGUCAGUAAGAAUUGGUGCUAAACUUUCUUGCUCUUAAAUCUUCAAGAUUCAGCAUAGGCAAUAAAAGGGUGACACUUUUGUGCAAAACUGUUUCAAUACCAGAAGAAAUUGAAAGAGCCGCCCGUAGCUAUAGUACUUAAUAGGUCGGUUAGAACCAAGUCUCUUUUCUGAUGUCUGAGUGAAUAAUAUCCCUGUCUGAAUACAACUUGCAAGUUUAAUAAAUAAUAAACUAUCCUUGUUUAUUUACAGGAAGUUACACAGCGAAAAUGAUAUUGAUAAGAACGAUAAGCCAUCCUGUUCGGGUAAUGAAGAAGUUCCAGGAGACCUAAAGAGCUUUUUUGAACAUCCUCUGACUACCAAUAGGCAAGAGAGCGGGAAUGCACUUUUACAUGAAUAUCAAAAUUUCGGAAAAAUUAGAGAAGAGGAAGCGUCAUCGAGCUCUUUUGAUAGUUUAAGCAAAGGAAAUUUUGAAAAGAACAAGAACUGCUUGGUUCUAUUAACUGACCAAUUCCUCAAUAAAGAUGAACGAUUAGCAUCGCCAAUCAGCUCACCUCAAACUGUACAUGAUGAUGAAUUUGCUGAAGUGAAGCAGGAAAAUGAAAAAGAAUAUCUUGACUUUUGCAUGGAAAGAAUGGAUUGUCCAACAACUGAAAUUCCUGUGUCUCUUUCUGUAGACAUACCGCCAACAUCAGAUGUAUGCUGCACGACUGCAAAUAGCAUUCAAUCUUUAAUUAAUAGUUCUGGAAUGGCAGGUUCCAGGCAGACACUUCAAAGCGUUAUUGAAGCUAUUACCCAAAGACGUAUCAACAAGGCAGAAAAUAUCAGUUUAAGAGAAGCUCUUGAGAUGACAAACAAUAAUGAACAGCUUUCGCUUGUUUGCCCGGCAGAAGCAGAGGGUAAGCCGCAAAAUACGCUCAUAAAAAGAAGACCGGGUCAUAAAGGUAGAAAAAUAGCAAAGAAAGGAAAAUCAUUGAAUAAUUUAACCCGAAAUCAGAAUGGCAAUUAUCCUCUGCCAGAAAAUGAAUCGUCUUUGGUAUAUCCUGAUAUGUUUUAUCCCUACCCUGGAGUGUCACCAGUUUUAGUUUUGCCAGAUAAAUUCUUAAUAAAGUCUGAGGCCCCUCCUUCUCCAGUAGCAAAUCAAACCAUCAAUACAUACUCAGAACAACCGUCGUAUGUGUAUACGACAUCGCCAAAUCCUGUAUUUAAUUUCGAAGAGCAGAGAAGAACUUCUAUGACAAGCACUAGCAGUCUUUCUAUCGAUAAUUUUCUGUCAGAUUUCAGUGAAAAAAUUCUAUCUCCUGAAUCAGACACAUCGAUGGAUUUUACUUUUAAAGCAGGCAAUAGAACAAUAGAAGCUCUUUCAAAUAAAAUUCGCAAAAGACAGCAAUCACGAACUGAGAGUGAGAGUGGUGAAGAAAUUGGGAAGAGAAUUUGCUUACGAGCACUGUCUAAUGAUGAAGGAAUUAGUAUGAAAAGUCCUGACUCAGGUUAUAAUGAAGCCUGUUCAUCUCCAACAGACUCAGUGACUUAUGACGACUACGAGAAACAUAGAAACCCUUUCUCACAUGUUAUGCCAAAUAGCCCUAUCUACAAAGAGAAUAGCAGCUUCACUCAUAUUGCUAAAUUGGAAAAUGAUAUGAGUGGCUACCAGUUUUUUCUGGAGGCCCCUAUUUCGACAAGUCAAAAAUUAGAUGAAGAUCGGAUGACUUAUUUAAAUAAAGGAGCUUUUUAUGAUUUAUCCUUAGAGUUACACCAAAACUUAACGAAUAGACCAAUUCCUAUACACGAUGUCAAGUCAAUUGUUCAAGUUGUUUUUCGGCAAGGAAUAAAAGGUGUUCUCAACGAAGACGAAGCGUGGAAGUUUUGGCAUUCAAGACAACACAGUAGUAAAACAAGGGUAUUGGAUGUUGAUAUUAAUAACAGUAAAGGAUUUAGUAUCAAGUCUAUUGAAGAGAUCGCCAAUAAUGGAAUAGCCGUCAGAUGGAACCCGAAAGCUGGAAAAGCCAUGAUUCACAUUGCUAUCAAUUGCCUCAGUACGGACUUCAGCUAUCAAAAAGGCAUAAAGGGACUACCUCUUCACAUUUUAAUUGAUACUUUUGAGGACGAAAAAUCCGACUUUCCCUUCCACCGAGCGUAUUGUCAAGUGAAAACAUUUUGUGACAAAGGAGCAGAGAGAAAAGCUAGAGAUGAAGAAAGGAGGAGAUUGGCUAGAAAUAAGGCACCAGCAGGCUCAAGGCAUAAACCGAAAAUAGAAGACUCAAAGAUUUGUCAUCCAUAUUGUGAAAGAUCUUUCUUCUACAGUAUGAGAAACUUAUACUUUAAACCUAUACUCUUUAAACCCAAUUUAUCAACCAACUUAACAAAUGAAUACGUUAAAGAUAUGGAUAUAGGAUUAGACUCAUUCCACAAUUUAGAUGUCUACAAUGGUGCGACAUUACUAACUGAGGAUAGUAGCAGAGUGCUAUUAUACGUUCGAGAAAGGCAAGAAACUGUUUUUACACCGCUCCAUCUAGCAGACUCCUCUGUAAACUCCUUGAAGGAAGCAAUAGAAAAAAAAUACUCAAUUUCGUCCACCAAGGUUCAUAAUAUAUACAGACGAUCUAGAAAAGGUAUCAUAGCGAAAAUGGAUGAUGAUCUCCUCAAACAUUAUUGUAAUGAGUCUACAUUCCUGAUAAGCCUCAUUCGCUUGACUGAAGAACAGAAUCCCGACUUUUGCUAUUAUAAUGUUACCCUAACCGAAAUCGAUGAGUAAACAAUUACAGCUUAUGAAGAAUCAUUUUCAUUGCUGAAAGAUGUCGUUGACCGUUUCAACAGUAUUAAAAAAUUUGUGGAAAAGGAAUAGUUGAGAUUCAAUAGAAAAUCUAACAUCUAGUUACAAUAUUUUUAUUAGAUUUUUAAAUGAACAAUAACAAAUAAAGAAAUUAGAAAUUAGUUAGAAAUGUUUUGUUUCAAAAAGAAUUGCAAUAAGUUUUGUUUACAAUACUCCAAUCACGUGAAUAAUAAUAACAAGUGGAU
This is a messenger RNA of Dimorphilus gyrociliatus, 3427 nucleotides long. NCBI's taxonomy places the organism in Eukaryota, Metazoa, Annelida, Polychaeta, Dinophilidae. The record is from the annotation of a GenBank genome assembly.